GACAGCUACACGAAACCGAUGGAUAUGAUACACAGUGUCCAAAGUCUCAAGUCCAAGCUAAGCUUUGCUUUGGCGUCACACUAAAUUAAUCUCUCGAUGUCGGAAUCUUACAUCAUCUGCUCCUUAUUUUCUCUCUCUUCGACUUUAUUUCUCGCUCUCCUUUUCUUCUCUCUCCUUUUCACUUUCAUGGUUUUUCGCUCUCAUCUCUACAUAUUAUAUCGUCUCUCUCUUUUGUCUGAAGGGGUCUUCUUUUCUCAUUUCUAUUGUAAACCCAACAACCCAUCUUCCUCUGCAACUCCUCUUUACUUGAAAAACACAAAAGAAAAAAAAGUGAAAAGUAAGACAAAAAUGUCUUCCCCAAGCAAGCGUCGAGAUAUGGACCUAAUGAAAUUAAUGAUGAGUGAUUACAAGGUAGAUAUGAUAAAUGAUGGAAUGCAAGAGUUCUAUGUGGAUUUUCAUGGACCCAAUGAAAGUAAGUCAUCCAACCAUCAUGCUAAACUUCUAACAUCAUGGUCAUCAUGGAUGUUCAGUUAUACGGGUCCAUAUCAAGGAGGCGUGUGGAAGAUAAGGGUGGAGUUGCCAGAUGCUUAUCCUUACAAAUCUCCAUCAAUUGGGUUUGUCAAUAAGAUUUACCAUCCUAAUGUGGAUGAAAUGUCAGGUUCAGUGUGUUUGGAUGUUAUAAAUCAGACAUGGAGCCCCAUGUUCGAACUUGUGAAUGUUUUUGAAGUCUUCCUUCCUCAACUUCUCCUGUAUCCUAAUCCAACUGACCCAUUGAAUGGAGAGGCUGCUGCUUUGAUGAUGCGUGAUAGGACUGCCUAUGAGCAAAGAGUCCAAGAAUAUAAGGAGAAAUAUGCAAAACCAGAACAUGUUGGGGUCAACCCGGACGAGAAAAGCAGCGAUGAAGAAUUGAGUGAUGAAGAAUACGCAUCGAGCGAUGAGGGGUUCGCAGGCCAAGCUGACCCUUGAUUCUAUUUCAAAGAACAAGUUGUUGUUGUAUCCGUACAUGAUAGCUCCUCCAUGGAAAUCUAAGGCUCAUCUGCAUGUGUGGUUAAGACAUUGUAAAUAAUUCUCUUUAUUCGUGUUCAAAGUGUUUCUCUGUUGCACCGUGCUAGGAAAUGGGUUCCUUGAUAGAUGGCAUACAUCCGUGAUGCACGGCCCAAACGGAUCAAACAAUAAAUUUAUAUUUUCAAAGACAAUAAUUUUUUCAGCA
Amborella trichopoda is the source of this 1210-nucleotide messenger RNA. Its product is annotated as ubiquitin-conjugating enzyme E2-23 kDa. Lineage: Eukaryota; Viridiplantae; Streptophyta; Magnoliopsida; Amborellales; Amborellaceae. The record is from RefSeq and is a predicted model, not a curated record.